AUGAGUCUCGGCUCUGAAACGGCAGCGCCUGGCACGUUCUUGGAGGACCCUGGGCGCAGAAGAGGAAAGGGAGCAGGCGCAGGGGGAGGGCUGGAAAGGCAGCAUGCGCCCGCCAGGAGCAACCUCGGCGCCCCGCGUCUGAGGCUGCAGCCCCCGUUCGCCAUUGUGAGCCGCCGCCGGGGGAACCCGCUGCUGCAGCUUUCCCCCACCCUCCGGGUCCCCGUCGGCGCAGCGAUGGGGCACCUGCCCACGAGGACGCGCGGCGGCCGCCGCCUCCUGCCUCUGCUCUGGCUCUUUGUGCUGCUCAAGGAUACUACAACUUUCCAUGUAACCGUCCAAGAUGAUAACAACAUCGUCGUCUCCUUAGAAGCUUCAGAUGUCGUCAGCCCGGCAUCUGUGUAUGUUGUGAAGAUAACCGGUGAAUCCAAAAAUUAUUUCUUCGAAUUUGAGGAAUUCAACAGCACUUUGCCGCCUCCUGUUAUCUUUAAGGCCAAUUAUCAUGGCCUUUAUUAUAUAAUCACUCUGGUAGUGGUAAAUGGAAAUGUCGUGUCCAAGCCAUCCAGAUCGAUCACUGUGUUAACAAAACCUCUACCUGUAACCAGUGUUUCAAUAUAUGAUUAUAAACCUUCUCCUGAAACAGGAGUCCUGUUUGAAAUCCAUUAUCCAGAAAAAUAUAAUGUUUUCACGAGAGUAAACAUAAGCUACUGGGAAGGUAAAGACUUCCGGACGAUGCUAUAUAAAGGUAAGUGGCAAAAGGAAGGCAGAAUCAAUGAUGACUGUUACUCUUUACAAAGCUUUUCCCGAAUGGUGCUCUUUCUUACUUUAAAGAAAUUCAGUAUUUACUACAAUUACUUGAAAAUGAAAAUUCUCUUUCUUACAGCCCCUUAUCCACCUCAAAAUAUUUCUGUUCGUAUUGUAAACUUGAACAAAAACAAUUGGGAAGAACAGAGUGGCAGUUUUCCAGAAGAAUCAUUCAUGAGAUCCCAAGAUACAAUCGGAAAAGACAAGGUCUUCCAUUUUACAGAAGAAACUUCUGAAAUUCCUUCUGGCAACAUUUCUUCUGGUUGGGCUGAGUUUAACAGCAGUGAUUACGGAACUACAUCUCAGCCAUAUUGGUGGGACAGUGCGUCUGCAACUCCUGAAAGUGAAGAUGAAUUUGUCAGUGUACUUCCCACGGAAUAUAACAAUACACUCAGUGGGAUGGAGAAGUCAACAUCAGCCUCUUUCUCCUUUCUCCCUGUGCAAAUGAUCUUGAGCUGGUUACCACCAAAACCACCCACUGCCUUUGAUGGGUUCCAUAUUCGUAUUGAAAGAGAAGAGAACUUUACUGAGUAUUUGACAGUGGAUGAAGAAGCACAUGAAUUUGUUGCAGAGCUGAAGGAGCCCGGGAAAUACAAGUUAUCUGUGACAACCUUUAGUUCUUCAGGAGCUUGUGAAACUCGAAAAAGUCAGUCAGCAAAAUCACUCAGCUUUUAUAUCAGUCCUUCAGGAGAGUGGAUUGAAGAGUUGACUGAGAAGCCCCAGCAUGUGAGUGUCCAUGUUUUGAGCUCGACCACUGCCUUGAUGUCCUGGACGUCUUCCCAAGAGAACUACAACAGCACCAUUGUGUCUGUGGUGUCACUGACCUGCCAGAAACAAAAGGAGAGCCAGAGGCUUGAAAAGCAGUACUGCACUCAGGUGAACUCAAGCAAACCUAUUAUUGAAAAUCUGGUUCCUGGUGCCCAGUAUCAGGUUGUGAUGUACCUAAGGAAAGGCCCUUUGAUUGGACCACCUUCAGAUCCUGUGACAUUUGCCAUUGUUCCCACUGGAAUAAAGGAUUUAAUGCUCUAUCCCUUGGGACCUACAGCAGUGGUUCUGAGCUGGACCAGACCUUACUUAGGAGUGUUUAGAAAAUACGUGGUUGAAAUGUUUUAUUUCAACCCCUCAACAAUGACAUCAGAGUGGACAACCUACUAUGAAAUAGCAGCGACUGUCUCCUUAACUGCAUCUGUGAGAAUAGCUAAUCUGUUGCCAGCAUGGUACUACAACUUCCGGGUUACCAUGGUGACAUGGGGAGAUCCAGAAUUGAGCUGUUGUGACAGCUCAACCAUCAGCUUCAUAACAGCCCCAGUGGCUCCAGAAAUCACUUCUGUGGAAUAUUUCAACAGUCUGCUAUAUAUCAGUUGGACAUAUGGGGACGACACAACUGACCUGUCCCAUUCUAGAAUGCUACACUGGAUGGUUGUUGCAGAAGGAAAGAAGAAAAUUAAAAAGAGUGUAACACGCAAUGUCAUGACUGCGAUUCUCAGCUUGCCUCCAGGAGACAUCUACAAUCUCUCAGUAACUGCUUGUACUGAAAGAGGAAGUAAUACCUCCAUGCUCCGCCUUGUCAAGCUAGGUAAGAAGAGUGCACAGGUUGCAGAUAUUUUCUUUGGCCAAGUUGAAUAUAAGUUAUACGACUUGCACUUCUUAAGGGAGUGCGGAGCAGGUACAUUUGUUAAUUUUGCAUCUUUAGAGCGGGAUGGAAAGCUUCCAUACAACUGGCGUAGGAGUAUAUUUGCUUUCUUAACCCUGCUACCCUCAUGUCUUUGGACUGAUUAUCUUUUGGCAUUUUAUAUUAAUCCUUGGAGUAAAAAUGGUUUAAAGAAGAGGAAACUGACAAACCCGGUUCAACUGGAUGACUUUGAUGCCUACAUUAAGGAUAUGGCCAAAGACUCCGACUAUAAAUUUUCUCUUCAAUUUGAGGAGUUGAAAUUGAUUGGACUGGAUAUUCCACACUUUGCUGCAGAUCUUCCACUGAAUCGAUGUAAAAACCGUUACACAAACAUCCUACCAUAUGACUUUAGCCGUGUAAGAUUAGUCUCCAUGAAUGAAGAGGAAGGUGCGGACUACAUCAAUGCCAACUACAUUCCCGGCUACAACUCACCCCAGGAGUACAUUGCCACCCAGGGCCCACUGCCUGAAACCAGGAAUGACUUCUGGAAGAUGGUCCUACAACAAAAGUCUCACAUCAUUGUUAUGCUCACUCAGUGUAACGAGAAAAGGAGGGUGAAAUGUGACCAUUACUGGCCAUUCACGGAGGAACCUAUAGCUUAUGGAGACAUCACGGUAGAGAUGAUCUCAGAGGAAGAGCAGGACGACUGGGCCUGUAGACACUUCCGAAUCAACUAUGCUGAUGAAAUGCAGGAUGUGAUGCAUUUUAACUACACUGCAUGGCCUGAUCACGGUGUGCCCACAGCAAACGCCGCGGAAAGUAUCCUACAGUUUGUAUACAUGGUCCGACAGCAAGCUACCAAGAGCAAAGGCCCCAUGAUCAUUCACUGCAGCGCUGGAGUGGGACGGACGGGCACAUUCAUUGCCCUGGACAGGCUCCUGCAGCACAUCCGGGAUCAUGAGUUUGUUGACAUCUUAGGGCUGGUGUCAGAAAUGAGGUCCUACCGGAUGUCUAUGGUACAGACAGAGGAGCAGUACAUUUUUAUCCAUCAGUGUGUGCAACUGAUGUGGAUGAAGAAGAAGCAGCAGUUCUGCAUCAGUGAUGUGAUAUAUGAGAAUGUCACCAAGUCCUAGUUCAAAAUCUGGAACAGUAAGUAGAGAAGAGCUCAUCAUGAGUGCUCUGUCUUAGAACAAUGGGAGGAGUCAUGAUGGGACAGGACAGAUGGCAGAAAUAGCCAUUUGUAUUGACUCUGAUUUCACAUGAGUAUUUCUGCCCAACUCCUGGCCCCACAGAAGUGGUCACAGGGAAAAACAAAUACCACAGCAGAUCUUUGAGCUUCAGUGCUUGUUGAUUGGUGGUAGCAACAAGCAGGAACUUCUGCAACUCAUGAUGAUUUGACCUCCAUUCCCUCCACCCAGAACCUUAAAUUAUUCUGAUAUUAGAUCUGUGCCUGCAAUAUCAGAAUACUACCAUCCAAGUCUAUCUAUUUAGAUAUUUUUUGC
Messenger RNA from Propithecus coquereli (Coquerel's sifaka), 3915 nucleotides. It is a transcript of the gene PTPRO, whose product is annotated as protein tyrosine phosphatase, receptor type, O. NCBI's taxonomy places the organism in Eukaryota, Metazoa, Chordata, Mammalia, Primates, Indriidae. The record is from RefSeq and is a predicted model, not a curated record. Gene Ontology annotation, molecular function: Wnt-protein binding; protein tyrosine phosphatase activity; cadherin binding. Gene Ontology annotation, biological process: peptidyl-tyrosine dephosphorylation involved in inactivation of protein kinase activity; axon guidance; podocyte differentiation. Gene Ontology annotation, cellular component: plasma membrane; GABA-ergic synapse; glutamatergic synapse.